GCGUGAUUCAUUUCCUCUGCCGAGUCACUUCUCACAGCUCGGGAGCUGCAGGCGUCCCGCGAGGCCGGAGCUGCAGAGGUGGCCACGAAGCAAGCAAAGCUUAGAUUACUCAUUUAUAAUUAAACCAGCGACUCCUUGGCUUGAGCACGUACGAAGGAAGGAAAGAGGUACAUGACGAUGCACGAAUGCAUCGCAGGGCUGUAACCCGAUUUGGCUGAUCAGCCCCGGCUGAAAAUUAAAAUACACACCGAGCUGAUUCCGCCUGGGCAGGGUUUGACCUGCAGAUCCCUCAGACUGGGUUUAUUCCUGGUCCCGGCGGUUACGUGGGAGCGUCCUGCUCUCCUGCGGGCUGGAAUCUCCUCCUAAACGAGCGGGGAGGAUGCCGAGCUCUGCAAAACGGGGCAUGCAGCAGCACCGAGCUUGGGCAUUGCCAGUCGACCCCACGGCUCUUCCCCCCACUUGAGAAAAAGAGGGGAAAAAAGUCUUUUUUUUUCCUCCUGUAAUUUUGUGUUUUGUCUGCACAGUUGUGUUGGCAAGGAGCAGGGAGGGAGGGGUGGCAUCCUGUAAAGCUGUUCUUGCUGCCGAACGCUCCCCGCUGUCAACUCGUUCUUCGGGACUCGGAAGUCAUGGGUCAGGAUGAGGAACUUCUUUUCCCUCUUCUCUCUUUAGCAGCAAACUUUUGAAGACCUUGAAACGCCUUGUGGAGUGACUCAGGUUUCAGGGGGGUGUUGCAAAACUGCGUUUCGCGCAGAAAAACAGCCUGAAAUUCCCCUUUCUCCGCCCCUCCUUCCUUUUACAUCCUUUACGAGGCUGCCCUUUGCAGGCAAGACCUCCCAGAUCAGAUAGCAAAAGCUGAUCGAGAAGGAAACUCCCAGCUGCUGCCCAAGGGAAAAAAAAAAAAAAAAAAAAAAAAAAAAAUUCAAUGAAGCGAAAGUAACCGUGUCAUUCUUCAGCCAUGGCCGGGUGCGACCCGCUGGAGAGUCUGCAGAAAGAAGCGUCUUGCUCCAUCUGCCUCGAUUAUUUCAGCGACCCCGUGUCCAUCAACUGCGGGCACAGCUUCUGCCGGGACUGCAUCACGCGAUGCUCGGGAAAAUCGGACCGGAGGUUCGCCUGCCCCCAGUGCCGGGGAAUUGCCCAGAAAAGAAAAUUUAGACCCAACCGGGAGCUGAGGAACCUGGCAGAGAUCGCCAAGAAGCUGAGCUCGUGGGCAGGGUACGCGGCUGGGGCGGGCAGCCUCUGCCCGAAGCAUCAGGAACCGCUCAAACUCUUCUGCCAGGAGGACGGGACGGCCAUCUGCGUGGUGUGCGACCGGUCCCACGCCCACCGCGCUCACUCCGUCGCUCCCAUCGAAGAGGCCGCCCAGGAGUGCAAAGAGCAAAUCCAAAGCAAACUGAAGAGCCUCAAGGAUGAAAGAGAAAGGCUCCAAGGAUUAAAACUGACCGGGGAGAAGAGAAGCCAGAAGUACCUGGAGCAGACAAGAGCCGAGAGGUGGAAAAUCAUGUUGGUGUUCAAGCAGCUGCACCAGUUCCAGGACGAGCAGAAGCGUCUCCUCCUGAUGUGGCUGGAGGACGUGGAGAAGGAGAUAGUGCAGACCCAGACAGAGAACGACAGGAAGAUCUCCGUGGAGAUCUCCCACAUGGGCAACCUCAUCCAGGAGCUGGAAGGGAUGAGCCCACAGCCGGAGAAUAAAUCCCUGCAGGAUGCCAGGAGUGCCUUGACCAGGUGCGAAGCAAGGACUUUCCAGCAACUGACGGAGAAGUUUCCCAGAGUGGAAAAGAAACUCAAGGAUUUAUCUCAGAAAAACAUCGUUCUGAAGGAAGCCCUGAGGAAAUUCAAAGAGAGUCUCCCAGUUGAGCUGGACGUGCAAUGGGCGAACGUGACACUGGACCCAGACACAGCAAACCCCCACCUCGUCCUCUCUGAGGACCGGAGAAGCGUGAGGUGGGAUGAAACGCCCCAGAAUUUGCCCAACAAUCCCCAGAGAUUUGAUACCUACUGCUCCGUGUUGGGUUGCGAGGGCUUCACGGUGGGGAGGCACUACUGGGAAGUCCAGCUGGGGAGCCGGGGAUUUUGGGCUGUGGGGGUGGCCAGAGACUCGGCGUGGAGAAAAGGUUGGAUUAACCUCGACCCUUCCCAGGGGAUUUGGGCUGUUGGCAUCUGUGGAGACAGGUUUCAAGCAUUCACCUCCUUCGAAACAGUUCAACCUCUGAAUGGGAGGCCAAGGACUAUCCGGGUCUCUCUGGAUUAUGAGAAGGGACACGUGGCUUUCUUCGAUGCCAAUAACGAGACCUUGGCUUUUGCUUUUCCUCCAACUUCUUUCAAUGGAGAGAAAAUCCUGCCUUUCUUCUGGGUUUGGGAGUCCAGGAUCCAGCUGGCUCCCUGAGACAGCAUGGGCAGCAAGAUGGACAUUACAUGCUCUGGACAAACCUUUGGUUUGGUCCAAGAAACUGCUAUAUUCCAAGACUCGAUGGAUGGUUAAAAAAAAAAACAAAACCAACCAAAUAAAGUGGAGCAAAUGAG
Messenger RNA from Tyto alba (common barn owl), 2520 nucleotides. Its product is annotated as E3 ubiquitin-protein ligase TRIM7. The record is from RefSeq and is a predicted model, not a curated record. Lineage: Eukaryota; Metazoa; Chordata; Aves; Strigiformes; Tytonidae. Gene Ontology annotation, molecular function: zinc ion binding; protein binding.